Molecule: messenger RNA, 2103 nt
Organism: Parathielavia appendiculata
Lineage: Eukaryota; Fungi; Ascomycota; Sordariomycetes; Sordariales; Chaetomiaceae
Product: WD40 repeat-like protein
Exons: 2
Coding region: 85-1719 (544 amino acids)
Biological process (GO): rRNA processing
Cellular component (GO): nucleus
Molecular function (GO): protein binding
Source: RefSeq, a predicted model, not a curated record
GAGUUCGAACUUCGGCGAAAUCAGAAGCAUCUGUCGGGUCUCCCCAGGACCAUAUCGCGGCCAAGCCUGUUGUUUGUUGCCAAAAUGUCUUCCAUGAUCACAACCACCGCCUGGGUGCCGCGCGGCUUUGCGGCACCCUUCCCGACAAAGUACAACUUUGACGAGGAAGAAUUCGAGCGAAUCGCAAACCUGGCCAAACUGCAGCUUGACGACGCCAAGGAAGACCUCGAGGAGGCCCAAGAGAAGGAGGCUAAGCCAGGAAAGAAAGAAGACUCUGCAGCAAAGGACGAUGACGCCUCAGACAUUGAGAUUGACGACGAUCUGAAGGAAUAUGAUUUAGAGCACUAUGACGACGAUGACGACCAACAGGGCGAGGGCCAGUCUAUGGGCAUGUUUGGGAAUGUCAAGUCACUAGCCUACUACGAAUCCAACAAGGACGACCCGUACAUAACCCUCCAAGACGACGCUGAAGACGAGGACGAAGACCGCGAGGACCUGCAGAUUCUGGCGACGGACAACCUGCUAUUAGCAGCCAAAGUGGAGGACGAGCUUGCCCACCUGGAGGUCUACGUGUACGAGGACUCGGCCGACAACCUUUAUGUCCACCACGACAUUAUGCUGCCCGCGAUACCACUCUGCCUCGAGUGGCUCGACAUACCCGUCAGCAAGCCUGGCGUCGAGAAAGACGGAGUUGGGAAUUUUGUCGCCAUUGGCACGUUUGACCCAGACAUUGAAAUCUGGGACUUGGACACUGUGGACUGCAUGUACCCGAACGCCAUCCUCGGGCAAGGGGGCAAUGCCGAGGAAGACAAGAAGAAAAAGAAGAAAAAGAAGAAGGCAAACGACGAGUACCACGUCGAUGCAGUCCUGGCUCUCGCUGCGAACCGGAAACACCGAAAUUUGCUUGCCUCGGCGUCGGCAGACAAGACGGUCAAGCUUUGGGACCUGCACACGACCAAGUGCGCCAAGUCGUACAGCUACCACACCGACAAGGUCUGCUCGCUGGCCUGGCACCCGGCCGAGUCGACGAUCCUGUUGAGCGGCAGCUACGACCGCACGGCCGCCAUCGCCGACAUGCGCGCGCCGGGCGAGCAGCCCAUGAAGGUGGGCGUCGAGAGCGACAUCGAAAACGUCAAGUGGGACCCGCACGACCCCAACUUCUUCUACGUCUCGACAGAGCGCGGCAUCAUUUACUACUUUGACGCCCGCCACGCCUCUAAGGACCCCGCGGUCAGCAAGACGGUUUGGAAGCUCCAGGCCCACGACGAGUCCGUCUCGUCGUUCGACCUGAACCCCGUGAUCCCCGGGUUCAUGGCGACGGGCUCGACCGACCGGACGGUAAAGCUCUGGAACAUCGGCGCCGAGGGGCCGUCGCUGGUCGUCUCGCGCGACUUUGACGUCGGCAAGGUCUUCUCCACGAGCUUUGGCCCGGAUAAGGAGGUUGCGUUCCGACUUGCGGUUGCCGGCAGCAAAGGCACCGUGUCGAUCUGGGAUACCAGCACGAACCCGGGUGUGCGGAAGGCGUUUGGUCAGAGGGUGCCGGCUAAGGCUGAGCCGGGUGAUGGUGCGGUUGAGGAUCGCCUGGUUGCCGUGGAGGAUGACGAGAGCAGCAGCAGCGAGGAGGAGGAGGAGGAGGAGAAUGGGGAGGAGGAUGACGAAGAUGAGGACGAUGAUGGCGCUAGGCUAAGUCAUGAUGGGGACUCAAUGGAUGAGGAUUGAGGAUCACACAGCCGGAAUCGAUGAAUCUGUUGUUUCGAACUACCUAGGCACUUGUACCUUGCCAUCUUGGAACGAGUUACGUAGAUACCCCGCAUCGGCAUCUCAUGCUCCUUUCCUCUGUCUCCGUGGUUUCGGCAUGUCGCAUACCAUGAUACAUUGUAGCGUCUACUGUGUACUGUGCAGUAUACCCAGGUCGAUGUUAUACUUACGCCGAUGAAGAGUUGACAAAGGAAUCGGAAGUUGCACAUGUGAGUUGAGUUCCUCGCGUUGUGGACUCUUGUAUCCAGCUCCGGUCCCAAAACGGGUGCGCAUGAUGAAAGCUCCGGUAGACAAUAGACUAGCGGCGGGCCAGUUUAUACGCCAGUCCAUGAUCGCCUCGUCGGU